Messenger RNA from Rangifer tarandus platyrhynchus (Svalbard reindeer), 1287 nucleotides. The record is from the annotation of a GenBank genome assembly. NCBI's taxonomy places the organism in Eukaryota, Metazoa, Chordata, Mammalia, Artiodactyla, Cervidae.
AUGGGUGGAUUAUUUUCUCGAUGGAGGACGAAACCUUCCACUGUAGAGGUUCUGGAAAAUAUAGAUAAGGAAAUCCAAGCAUUGGAAGAAUUUAGGGAAAAAAAUCAGAGAUUACAAAAAUUAUGGGUUGGAAGAUUAAUUUUGUACUCUUCAGUCCUCUAUCUGUUUACAUGUUUAAUUGUAUACUUAUGGUAUCUUCCGGAUGAACUUACAGCAAGACUUGCCAUGACACUCCCAUUUUUUGCUUUCCCGUUAAUCAUCUGGAGCAUAAGAACAGUGCUUAUUUUCUUCUUUUCCAAGAGAACAGAAAGAAAUAAUGAAGCAUUGGAUGAUUUAAAAUCCCAGAAGAAAAAAAUACUUGAAGAAGUCAUGGAAAAAGAAACUUAUAAAACAGCUAAGUUAAUUCUUGAAAGGUUUGAUCCAGAUUCAAAGAAAGCAAAGGAGUUUGAGCCACCAUCUGCUGGAGCAACUGUAACUCCCAGACCUGGACAAGAGAUUCGUCAGCGAACUGCCGCUCAAAGAAACCUUUCUCCAACACCAGCAGGCUCCAGCCAGGGCCCUCCUCCACAAAUUCCAGUUUCUCCUGGACCACCAAAGGACACUUCAGCCCCUGGUGGACCCCCAGAAAGAACUGUUACUCCAGCCUUAUCAUCAAAUGUGUUACCAAGACGUUUUGGAUCCCCUGCUACUUCAGUGCCUGGAAUGGGUCUUCAUCCUCCUGGUCCACCUUUAGCAAGACCCAUUCUGCCUCGAGAACGAGGUGCUCUGGAUAGAAUUGUUGAAUAUUUAGUUGGUGAUGGUCCACAGAACAGGUAUGCCCUUAUAUGUCAGCAGUGUUUUUCUCACAAUGGCAUGGCUUUGAAAGAAGAAUUUGAGUACAUUGCUUUUCGUUGUGCCUACUGUUUUUUCUUGAAUCCUGCAAGAAAAACCAGACCCCAGGCUCCAAGACUUCCAGAAUUUAGUUUUGAAAAGAGGCAGGCAUUGGAAGGCUCAAGUACAGUUGGCACCUUGCCCUCAGGAAGCGUAAUUUCAUCAGAGAACCAGAUCAAUGAAGAAUCUUUAGAAGAACAAGAUGUUCUAGAUAAUAGUACAGAACAGACAGAUGACAACAUACCAGAUACGGAGCAGACAAACCCAGUGCUUGAACAAGCAUCUGGCAUAGAGGAACCAGAGGAGAAACAAGAGACCGAGAAUGAAGAAACCUCAAUGAGUGAGGACAAGCCAACAGUUCCCAGAGCUGAUGCUGUUCCUGAUCCUGAACUAAGUGGAGAAUCUUUGACAAUGUAG